AUGUGGACAAUACCCAAACCCCGAUAUAAGAACUGCAACCAAUUGGAUACAAGGGAUGAAGCCGAGAUGGCCGUGAACAUUGGCGGCGUGAGGCUAGUUUUAGACCGCGAUGUGCUUAACCGCUACCCGGAGAGUAGACUUGCAGAACUGAUCAACUGCUCAACUCUGAAUUACGACGUUAUCUACUCACUUUGUGAUGAUUAUGACCCGGGUAAAAAAGAGUUUUAUUUCGACCGGGAUCCUGACGCUUUCAGAUGUAUCAUUGACGUGUAUUACUUCGGUGAGAUUCACAUCAAACGAGGUAUAUGUCCAAUUUGUUUCAUUAAAGAGAUGGAGUUCUGGAAAAUUCACCAAAGCUAUUUGGACGAGUGCUGUAAAAGUUACCUGACUGAAAAAGAGGAAGAGCUGGCAGAGAUUGCCAACAAAGUUAAGUUUAUCUUGGAUGAUCUAGAUGGGGACCCUUCUGUCAACUGCUCAGCGCGGUGUCUAAAGUUCCUUUGGAAACUCAUGGAGAAACCGGAGUCCUCUUUGCCUGCGCGUGGCAUCGCCGUUGCAUCUUUCCUCUUCGUCCUUGUGUCCUCCGUGGUGAUGUGCGUGGGGACCAUUCCAGAAGUCCAAGUAGAAGAUGAAGAGGGGGACCUUGUGGAGCACCCGAUGCUGGAGGCCAUCGAGACAGCCUGCAUAGGCUGGUUCACCGUGGAAUACCUGCUGCGUUUUGUGUCCUGCCCAAACAAACUGCUCUUUUUCCUAUCCUUUAUGAACAUAAUCGACUUCAUGGCUAUCAUUCCCUUCUACGUGGUGUUGACCCUUACUUACCUGGGUACGGCCAUGAUGGAUCUGGCCAAGGUCCAGCAAGCGGUCCAGGCGCUUCGCAUCAUGCGUAUCGCCCGCAUCUUCAAACUGGCGCGCCACUCCUCUGGGCUACAGACUUUCACCUAUGCGCUGAAGAGGAGUUUCAAAGAGCUGGGGUUGCUCCUUAUGUACAUGGGCAUAGGGAUAUUCGUGUUCUCAGCACUGGGCUACACCAUAGAGCAAAGCCACCCGGAGACCCUCUUCAGUAGCAUCCCACAGUCCUUCUGGUGGGCUAUUAUCACCAUGACCACCGUGGGCUAUGGAGACAUUUACCCCAAAACCACUCUAGGCAAGUGCAACGCAGCCAUCAGCUUCCUGUGUGGGGUGAUUGCCAUUGCGUUGCCAAUUCACCCCAUUAUCAACAACUUCGUCAAUUUUUACAACAAGCAGAAAGUGCUCGAGACCGCGGCCAAGCACGAGCUGGAGCUCAUGGAGUUGCAGUCUAGCGAUGAUUCACUGAUGAAGGCAACGCGCAAGUGUGGCGCAGCGGGUGCGUUGGAGAGCUCGAUGCGUACCUCGCGUAGUGAUAAUUGUAUACCACUUCUCGAGGAAUCGACCAGGACUUUGAAGUCGAAAGAUUAUUGCUCGGAAACCGAAUCAUUUUAA
Molecule: messenger RNA, 1458 nt
Organism: Oncorhynchus nerka (sockeye salmon)
Lineage: Eukaryota; Metazoa; Chordata; Actinopteri; Salmoniformes; Salmonidae
Gene: kcnf1b
Product: potassium voltage-gated channel, subfamily F, member 1b
Exons: 1
Coding region: 1-1458 (485 amino acids)
Biological process (GO): protein homooligomerization; potassium ion transmembrane transport
Cellular component (GO): membrane; voltage-gated potassium channel complex
Molecular function (GO): voltage-gated potassium channel activity
Source: RefSeq, a predicted model, not a curated record